GAGAAGGUGGCGAGCUGUGCGGACUUCCCGGUUGGCCUAUAUAAGACGCCCAAGGACCAGCCGCGAACCUCACUCGGUCGGCUGGCAUUCACCUGAGUGGAUCGUCAUGGCUCUGAGCACGGUGCUGGCCACCUUCCUGUGCACUAUCGUCUUGCCUGUUCUGCUCUUUCUGGUAACGGUCAAGCUGUGGGAAGUUUACAUGACCCGGAGGAGAGAUCCAAGUUGCGCAAGCCCUCUGCCUCCCGGAUCCAUGGGCUUGCCCUUCUUUGGGGAGACGCUGCAGCUCAUCCUGCAGAGAAGAAAGUUUCUGCGCAUGAAGCGGCAGAAGUAUGGCUACAUCUACCGGACGCACCUUUUCGGGAACCCCACGGUGCGCGUAACCGGGGGCGACAACGUGAGGCAGAUUCUCCUGGGGGAGCACAAGCUGGUGUCCGUGCAGUGGCCCGCGUCGGUGCGCACUAUCCUGGGCUCGGACACGCUGUCGAAUGUGCACGGAGCCCAGCACAAAACCAAGAAAAAGGCCAUUAGGCGAGCCUUCUCCCGGGAGGCAUUGGAGCUCUACAUCCCAGUCAUCCAGGAGGAGGUUGGUGCUGCAGUCAAAGACUGGCUGGCCAGGGAUUCUUGUGUUCUGGUGUACCCGGAGAUGAAGCGUCUGAUGUUUCGCAUUGCCAUGAGGAUCCUACUGGGCUUCGAACCGGACCAGAUCAAGACUGACGAGAGGCAGCUGGUCGAGGCUUUUGAGGAGAUGAUCAAAAAUCUGUUUUCUCUGCCCAUUGAUGUUCCUUUCAGUGGAUUGUACAGGGGUCUUAAAGCUCGGAACUUCAUCCAUUCCAAGAUCGAGGAGAACAUCAAGAAGAAGAUACAAGAUUCACAGAAUGAGUCCAAACAUGGUGAUGCUCUGCAGCAACUCAUUGACAGCUGCAGUAAAAAUGGGGAGACCUUUAACAUGCAGGCUAUCAAAGAGUCAGCUACAGAACUACUAUUUGGGGGCCAUGAAACCACGGCCAGCACAGCCACCUCUUUGAUUAUGUUCUUGGGCCUGAACCCUGAAGUGGUGGAAAAAAUGAGGCAGGAACUGAUGGAAAAGGAGGAGCAAGGAAUGCAACUCCAGAAUUUGAACAUUGAGUCUUUGGAGCAGUUGAAAUAUACCGGUUGUGUAAUUAAAGAGACACUAAGGAUUAAUCCUCCAGUCCCUGGAGGGUUCAGAGUGGCAUUGAAGACAUUUGAACUCAAUGGAUAUCAAAUUCCUAAAGGUUGGAACGUCAUCUACAGUAUCUGUGACACCCACGAUGUGGCGGAUAUCUUCCCCAACAAGGAAGACUUCCAGCCAGAUCGCUUCAUGAUGAAAGCUUCUGGAGACUCCUCGAGGUUCCAGUACAUUCCCUUUGGUGGGGGCUCCAGGAUGUGUGUUGGGAAGGAGUUUGCCAAGGUCCUGCUCAAAAUCUUUCUGGUGGAAGUGGUCUCAAAGUGUCACUGUACUCUCUUGAAUGGGGCGCCCAUGAUGAAAACGGGACCGACUGUUUAUCCUGUGGACAAUCUGCCAACAAAGUUUACCUGCUUUGUUCAAAAUUAAACUGUUUUUAAAAUCAAUGGAGUGUCAUAUAUUCUCAGUAGUCAUAAAUCAUUGUUUUGACCGAAAAACAAACUAUUGGGAAGCACGCAGACGUUCCAAGAGUUGUAUUUUUAUGAAUUUAGUAGUCCCCAAUGAUUUCUUGAUUUUUAUUAUUACUUCCCCCCCCAUGACCUGUACAUACUGUAAAUACUGUAUUUGGAAAGCAUUUUAUACUAUAAUGUGGUGGAUUUGUACAUAUCUCUUUUUUAAAGAUGACAUCCAACUAAACAGACAUUAUCACACAUUGGAACACUAAAUCAGCUCAGUGGUGUAUCUUUAGGAUUGUGUACAUACUGGAUGUAGAGUUUGUUAUAUAACUUUUGUAUCUUAACGUCAACUUAUUUAAGCGAUGCAAUAUUGUAUUGUCUUUUUAUUUAAUAAAUAAAUUUUUGUGGA
Syngnathoides biaculeatus (alligator pipefish) is the source of this 2008-nucleotide messenger RNA. It is a transcript of the gene cyp26a1, whose product is annotated as cytochrome P450 26A1. The transcript is spliced from 7 exons. The record is from RefSeq and is a predicted model, not a curated record. Gene Ontology annotation, molecular function: oxidoreductase activity, acting on paired donors, with incorporation or reduction of molecular oxygen; monooxygenase activity; iron ion binding. Gene Ontology annotation, biological process: sterol metabolic process. NCBI's taxonomy places the organism in Eukaryota, Metazoa, Chordata, Actinopteri, Syngnathiformes, Syngnathidae. The coding region runs from base 107 to 1573 and encodes 488 amino acids.